This is a messenger RNA of Durusdinium trenchii, 858 nucleotides long. NCBI's taxonomy places the organism in Eukaryota, Dinophyceae, Suessiales, Symbiodiniaceae. The record is from the annotation of a GenBank genome assembly.
CAGGCCACUGCAAUUCGCGCUGUGGCACCAGGCGCGGCCGUUCUUUGCCGUGCUACACCAUUCGUGGAUGCGUCUUUGAGCCAACCAGCAGUGGCUCCGCUGGCUUCGGUUGGUCUCGGUGCACCACUGUCUAAGCGCAAUGCUGGCGUGUCUGUGCUCGGCUGUGCCAUCGCAAUGGUGGCAGUUGGUGGUUGCGCACAGGGCAUCGGUCAGCUUUUCGCUGCAUUGGUGGUGGGCAUGGCACGCAACCCAUCCAUGAAGGAGGAUCUGUUCACGUACACAUUGAUUGGGAUGGGUUUCUUGGAGUUCUUGGCCAUUGUCGUCAUCCUCAUUGCAGGCUUGCUGCUCUACUCAGAAUGAGGCCAUCGGGACAAAAUGCGACUCCUCAUACAAUUCUUGAGGUGGUGCUGGAGACUGAGCACGUCAAGGAAUGUGGUGCGCAUUCAUUGCCCUGCUUGUGAGUGGACAGACGUAUAUAGAAAGUCUCCAGAGAACGUAGAACCGUGGAACAUGUUGUUUUGGAAGGAUUUGCCAAUUGCUCACCAUGCGUUGUUAUCUCUGAAAGGCAGACAGCUCUCAAAUUGUUCGUUGUUUUGCAUGCACCUUGCUUGCAACACUUCUUGGCCGUCAUGGGGACCAGUAUCAUUUUUGUUCAAGAACUCCUGCUUGACGCUUUGUUGUCAAAAAAAUGGAUCCUUGAGUGGCACUUUGCUUGCUUGAUUGUGUGUAAUGUGUAAUGUAUUUUGUAUUUGGUCUUGAAAGGACUCUGAUGCACCAGGCUGUAGCUACAGCUAUAUACAUUAUAAUUCUGGAUAACUUUGUUUGCAAGUCACAUCCUUCAUGCGGUCCCUAAUUUCG